Messenger RNA from Fomitiporia mediterranea MF3/22, 756 nucleotides. RefSeq lists its product as uncharacterized. Lineage: Eukaryota; Fungi; Basidiomycota; Agaricomycetes; Hymenochaetales; Hymenochaetaceae. Bases 225 to 479 code for a protein of 84 amino acids. The transcript is spliced from 3 exons. The record is from RefSeq and is a predicted model, not a curated record.
UGCAAGUUCGCGCCACAAUGCUUAGAAAGGCGUGAGGCGGGGACGUAAACGGUUCAUAUGAUUCGACGCACGAAAGAGGCAACUCCGCGUUUAAACUCAAUGGUCUAUAAAUAGACCUGCCGUAGACCUAAGAGAGCUUACCCAUGGCCCGUCCUUAUCGAAUUCUUCUGUUAAGAAAUAAUUCGUGACCUUCGAGUCGGAUUGAAUUUCCGAUUGCGAGAACGAUGAGGCACACCAAAAAGGCUUGGUCUUGGCCCAUAACUGUACUAAGAAAACGAGAAAGCCUACUAAAUGCCCAGUCCAUGAUCAUGGGUGACAGCGCACGGCUGAAUUUGAAGUCAAGCUGGGGUGCAGAAGCCUCAUUAUUUGCCGCUCUUGCGGUUGAACGCACGGCAACGCAUAGGCUGGCUUAUUAUAGAACGAUACUAGCCAGCUUUCAGUCUGUUACGAGUGAACACCGAUGGGUUUUGAUAAACUAGAAGGAUGUCGGAAUGUUCAAUUGUGAACUCAAUAGGAGGCGGGAGCCUCAUGUAACGGAUGUCCGAAAAGAGUUCCGCAGCGAGCUUCUUGUUUGAUGCGGAUAUAUUUUCCUCCCCUGUUUUCCACGAUGUGAAGAUCCUUCAAAAGGGAAUAAUAUGGCACGAAAAGGUAUGCACAGCCUGAAGGUUCUCCGUGUUCUUGAGCUUAGCGACCUCAGUUCACAGCCCCAUAGAAGCCGUGAUAUAUCCCCACGUCAUGGCCGGAUUCCAUUGCAAC